AUGUCAUCUCAAUCCAAUGAAGCUAAUAAUCAACAUGAUGAAUGUUGUGGUGGUCAUCAUCACCAUCAUCAAAAGAAUAAGCAACAAGCAGCUUCUUUAAAUAUCAAUGCAAAGCCUUUUACUUUUUCCGAGACAUCAGGUUCAUCAGCUGAACAAGCUCCUAAGAAGAAACAUUCUAGAAAGCCAUUCAACAAGAUUCCAAAUAAUAAUAAUAAUAAUAACAAUGGAAUGGUUCAAUCAUCAGAAUCAUCAACUACUACUAGUAGCAGUGGAAAUGUGAAUGAAAACAAUCAAACACAUUCUCAAGAAAAGCCUUUAAAGAAGAAGCCUUUUGCUAAGAACAAACCAAAUCAUCAACAAGUCAUUGAUGAAUCUAAUCAACAACCACCACAAGGUCAAGAAUCUAAUUCAACACCAUCAUCAUCAUCCUCUUCUACUAAACCUAAGAGAAAUAACAAACAAGCCUUUAAAAAGUCGAGUCAUGAAUCAGCCACCACUUCAUCUGUUGUAGAUAGUUCCAACAAUAAUUCAUCAGCCUCCAAUGCCUUUUCUUCCAACACCACUAGUGUAAAUAAUAGACCACCACGUAGUGCUAGAAAACCAAAGCCAUCAGCCACUACAACUCCUAUCAAUGAUCAGCAACAAGAAGAAGGAAAUACUGUAUCAUCACCAAUUCAACAACAAGUAACAUCUUCUACUGAUGGUUCUGCAGUUUCAAAGAGAAGACAAAAAUUCCAAAAUCAUCCUCAUGCUAAAACUUUUGUUAAACCAAUUGUUGCUGAUGAUAAUUCUGAUACCAUCAGUACAACAGCAAGUGAUGUGAGUAAUAGUACUGCAACAAGUGCUUCCUCUUCUAAUAACAAUAAGAAAAAGAAGAAGAAUAACAAACCAAAAGUUGAAAAACAAGAUUCGGAACAAAAAAAGGAUUCUAAAAAGAAGAAUAAGAAGAAACAUCAUGAUAAUGAUGAAGAUAUGUUUUGGUCUCAUUCUUUUUCAAAUGCUGGUGCCUUCUCUACCAAGACAACAAGAACUGUUUAUGAUAAAUUGAAAGCAGCCAAAUUGACUGAAGAGGAAGUUGAAGCAUUACCAUUGCAAGACAAAAUUAUGUAUCAAUUGACAAAACAAACUUAUGACUGUAUGGUUUGUAGUGAUAACAUUUUAAGACAACAUCAUACUUGGUCUUGUACUGAUUGUUAUAGAGUUUUCCAUUUACAAUGUAUCAAACGAUGGGUUUCAGAAAAAGUUGAAACUGAAGAUAGAAAUCAUUGGAAAUGUCCAGGUUGUAAUUCUGCAAAAAUUGUAAAUAUUCCAACAGAUUAUUUAUGUUUUUGUGGAAAGAUUGCAAAUCCAAAGGUUAAUUUGGAAGUUAUUCCUCAUUCAUGUGGAGGUUUAUGUGGUAAAGUUAGAUCUUGUCCUCAUCCUUGUACUGAUUUCUGUCACCCUGGUCCAUGUAAAGAAUGUGAUCUCACUAGAGAUGUUAAAUGUCAUUGUGGAAAGGAAACAUUCUAUUCUAUCAAGUGUAAUGAUCCAAAUUAUAAGAAUGGUGCAUCUUGUGGAAGAGUUUGUGGAAAAUUACUUUCUUGUAGAAAACAUACUUGCCCAAAUCCUUGUCAUCAAGGUCCUUGUGAACCUUGUAAGGAAAUAAUUAAUGUUGAAUGUUAUUGUGGACAUUCCAAUUUACAACAAGGAGUUUCAUGUCAUACUUAUAGUCAUUUGAAUACUUCAAUUGCUCAUCGUGAAUAUAAUUUAUUUGAUAUCAAGAAGGGUGAAGAUGAUUCAACAAUUUAUAGAACCUAUAGUUGUAAUCAAACUUGUAAGAAACUUUUACCAUGUGGUCAACAUUGUUGUGAUAGAGUUUGUCACUAUGGAAAAUGUAUUGGACACAAGAUUUCACAAUGGGUUAAAACAACAAGUCAAGAAGAAGAGGAAGGUAUCGAUGAGUAUAUCAAAAAGAAUGGUUGUUAUCAACAAUGUAGAAGUAUUUUGAAAUGUGGACAUUUCUGUACUUUGAAAUGUCACCCAAAUCAAAUCAAGUGUAUGAAAUGUAAUGCUCAAGUUGAAGUUUAUUGUAAAUGUGGUAGAAAGUUUGAAAAGAGAACUUGUGAUGGUAAGAGCAGAGAGGAGUCUGAUGUUAUUUUCCUUGACUGUGAUGAAGAAUGUAGAAAGAUUCAAAGAGUUAAACAACUUGCUGAAGCAUUCCAAAUUGAUUAUGAUAAGUUUGAAUUGCCAGAAUAUACAAAUGAACUUACUGAUUUUGCAAGAAGAAAUUUGCACAUUAUCAAAAAUUGGGAAUUUGAAUUUGAUGUCUUGUUAACAUCUGAUAACAAGAGAGCAUCUAAACAAUUUACACCAAUGAAGAGAGAACGUAGAGCUUUACUUCAUGAAUUAGCAGAACAUUACAAAUUUAGUUCAGUUUCAGUUGAUGCAGAACCUAACCGUUCAGUUAUUGUUACAUUGGGUACUCAAUCUAAGAGGCCAUCAAUUUUAUUGAGUGAAGUUGUUACUGAUCCUGAGAAAUUGAGAAAGUUAAAGGAAAAGAUUAUUGAACAAGAAGAGAAGGAAAGAAAGGAAGAAAUUAAGAGAUAUAGAAAAUUCAAGUCAAACAAUCAAUCCAAUUCUCCAAUUGAUGAAGAUGAAUGGACAAGUGUUAAGGGUAAAUCAUCAUAUCAACAAGAAGAAAAGGAAGAUGUUCUUUCUCGUAUUGUACAUGCAGGAAAUAAUGCAAAGAAUAUCAAAGCCCAAGAUGUUGAUAAGAAAUUAUUUACAAAUUCAUUCGGAUCAUUUAUUGAACAGGAUCAUCACCGUGAUAGUAAUGAACAACAUGAACAAGAACCUGUCAAGGUUGGAGACACUUUAAAUUGGGCCAAUGAAAUGGAGGAUGAAGAUUCUAAAGUUUUGGAAGAGUCCUUGUAG
Messenger RNA from Naegleria gruberi, 2913 nucleotides. RefSeq lists its product as uncharacterized. Gene Ontology annotation, molecular function: zinc ion binding; RNA polymerase II transcription regulatory region sequence-specific DNA binding; DNA-binding transcription factor activity, RNA polymerase II-specific. The record is from RefSeq and is a predicted model, not a curated record. Gene Ontology annotation, biological process: regulation of DNA-templated transcription. Gene Ontology annotation, cellular component: nucleus. The coding region runs from base 1 to 2913 and encodes 970 amino acids. The transcript has a single exon. Lineage: Eukaryota; Heterolobosea; Eutetramitea; Acrasida; Naegleriidae.